Molecule: messenger RNA, 2726 nt
Organism: Anopheles arabiensis
Lineage: Eukaryota; Metazoa; Arthropoda; Insecta; Diptera; Culicidae
Product: sodium/potassium/calcium exchanger 3-like
Exons: 6
Coding region: 1-1737 (578 amino acids)
Biological process (GO): calcium ion transmembrane transport; intracellular calcium ion homeostasis
Cellular component (GO): membrane
Molecular function (GO): calcium channel activity; calcium, potassium:sodium antiporter activity
Source: RefSeq, a predicted model, not a curated record
AUGACACCAGCGCUAAGCCGUCUGCGGACGGUUAGCACGUUCGUGCUUUUAAUCCCCGUCGCAAUGUCCAUGGUGGUGAUCGAUAGCAAUCCUCAUUCAGAUCAUUUAGAUCUUUCAACGGAUCCUCUUGGGGACACAACGACGGAACUGAACUUGUACUCCCUCCCCGAUAACAGCACCGUAGCCGUGCCGAUACACUUAACGCUGGAUGAAAGGAUAGAGCUGGAGAAGCUCACCUGGCAUUGGUACCCCUGGCGAAGAAUCAGCUAUGACGUGCUGCCCGACGGCAAGAAGGUUGAAAUGUUUUGCUCGGGAGGUUCCUCGAUGGAUGAUUUGCCCGAUGACAUCUUUACGCAGGAACAACGGUUGCAGGGCGCAAUCGUGCUGCAUUUCGUCGGUGCGAUCUACUUCUUCACGAUGGUGGCGUACAUCUGCAGCGAAUAUUUCCUACCUUCGGUCGAAUGUAUCUGCGAGGAUCUUAAUCUGACACAGGAUGUUGCCGCCGCUACCUUCAUGGCCGUCGCCUCCACGAUGCCGGAGUUUUUCACCAACACGAUCAGUACGUUCAUUGCAGACUCCGAUAUGGGGCUCGGUACGGUGAUGGGUUCGCUACUGUUCAACACACUCGGUGUGGCAGGAUUAGCUGGCUUGGCGACGAAGGCGCCCGUCCAGCUGGACUGGUGGCCGCUAACACGCGACUCGAUCGUGUUCUCCGCCCACGUCGCCCUGCUGAUCGGGUUCGCGUGGGACGGUCGAAUCUACUGGUACGAGGCGAUGGUGUUCUUCAUCCUGUUCUUCGUCUACUUUGUGCUGAUGUUCCAAAACAAACGUCUCAUGAAGAUUGCCAAGAAGUACAUUGAGGUGAAGUGGAAUCUUUGCGCGCGAGUUAUCCGCAACAUCGAGGAGGACGAGCGGAUUGCAGCCGAGGCACAGGCACAGCAGGAAAUUGCUACCAUUCCCAAUCUGGCGCGAAAAACGCUUGAAAAGCCCGCGUUCCGUGCAUCGACAGCUUCCAUUCUGUCGGAGCAGAUGGCAGAAACGAAGAUGAAGAUGGGCGAACUGCAGAUUCCCUCCCGGCACGUCGUGGAUGACCCGGGCGAGUACGACGAUAUGACGCUGUGGAAGAUCUCGUCCGAAACUUGGUAUCGUGCGAUCUGGUGGUGGUACAGCUGGCCACUCCGGUUCGUCACUAAUUUCACCAUCCCGCCGCUGCCGCAAAUGCGCCGCUGGUACCCCCUUACCUUCAUCAUGUGCAUCAUCUAUCUGGCCGGCUGCGCGUUCAUGAUCUUCUGGCUGCUCUCCAUCAUUGGCUACACGUUCGACAUUCCGGAGUCGGUCAUGGGGCUUACGUUCCUGGCGUUCGGUGGCUGCAUGCCGGAAGCGGUCUCGGCCGUACUGGUCAUUCGCUCCGGCAGUGGUGCGAUGGGCGUUUCGAACGCGAUGGGUGCGAACUCCCUCGCGAUCCUGUUUUCGCUCGGGUUGCCCUGGUUCAUCCGCACACUGGCCGAUGGUGGCAGCGGUACCAAUGCGUACCUGGUGAUUGCCUCAUACGGGCUGCAGUACUCAAUCAUUAUGCUGCUCGGUGCGAUUGCUUGGCUGUACGUGGUGAUCUACGUCGCCGUGUACAAGCUGCGCAAGCGCGUCGGUAUGGUGCUGUUCGUCGGGUACGGCAUCAUCGUUGCGUUCAUGAUAUUAAACGAGCUCGAUAUCAUCAUUCCCUCCGGCGAGGAGUGUUAGCGGGAGCGAAGCUGCCAAUCCCAGAUAUGUCGGUACCCUCAACUCCCCUCCAAAACCUCCCAUCCCGUUUGCAGAGCUCGGCCACUUAUACUCUCAAUCAGGGUAACCAUACCAGGUGGAAUGCUCCCUCAGCAAAAUGCUCAAAAACCUCCCCCAACAAGCGGAAGUAUCCAGAAGCUCAAGAAAAAUGGUAUUUGGGUGACGACUAGUGGUUAAGAUCGCCUGCUUAAUACGAAUUUAUUAGGAUUCCCGAUCUACUUGCCUUGCCUACACGUUGAAGGUGUUUCCCGAGGCACAGUCCCUCCUCUCCGGCCCAACAGUAUCAGUGCUGCCUUACGGUACAUCUAAUGAUUAGCUGAGUAUUAGUUAAGUGUAGAACGCUUAAACCUUAUACAGCACUAUCUUGCUAUCAAAUCGCCUUUAAUCCCCAACACAGCAGGAUCUUCCUUUUCGUUGUCCAGGCCGUGAUGCUGGUUUGUGUUUGCAUGCGCAUUUGUGUGAUAUUUACGUUUGACCCUUAUGAAUACGGCAGACCUGCCGAUCGGAUUUACAUUAUCCACUAUUGUUGAUGUCUAUUUGUUGUGACUACAAUUUCGAUUUUCAGUGCAUGUUUGAACUUUUCAUUUGAUUGUUUGCUUGAUUCAUCAUCAAGCUGUUUGCUGGUGGUGGACGGCGGCAUACUAGUGUGUCGUUUUUGGUUUCUAAAUUUUUGAUCUACAACUAUCGUCUAUUAACUUAACCGCAAAGGGAUGUAGACGUGAUAGAGGGCGACAAAAACAAACAGCGUUGCAUGCGGACAUUGAAAAGGAAGCCCCGGCUAGGUUUUUUUUUGCAUUUAUUGCAAAGGAAGUGAACGUAAACUUAACCAGGGGUGCGUUGGAAACACUAUUACGGUUUAUAUAACACGCCGUCGCGAAUAUUGAAAAUAUUUGACACGGUUCGCAAUCAAAAUAAAAUACUCUUUAGCGAUUUAGAAACAGCGCCCAAUA